Messenger RNA from Stomoxys calcitrans (stable fly), 996 nucleotides. It is a transcript of the gene E(spl)mgamma-HLH, whose product is annotated as enhancer of split mgamma protein. Lineage: Eukaryota; Metazoa; Arthropoda; Insecta; Diptera; Muscidae. Gene Ontology annotation, molecular function: protein dimerization activity; RNA polymerase II cis-regulatory region sequence-specific DNA binding; DNA-binding transcription factor activity, RNA polymerase II-specific. The coding region runs from base 115 to 759 and encodes 214 amino acids. The record is from RefSeq and is a predicted model, not a curated record. Gene Ontology annotation, biological process: regulation of transcription by RNA polymerase II; anterior/posterior pattern specification; regulation of neurogenesis. The transcript has a single exon. Gene Ontology annotation, cellular component: nucleus.
UUGGUUGGUGGUACUCACACAACGUCUUAUGCUCUUCAAGCGAUAACUUGGUUUUUUUAUAAAUUUAAUUUUUAUUUUGUUAACCAAACACACACACACACAUAUACAGACAAAAUGUCUUUGCAAAUGUCGGAAAUGUCCAAAACCUAUCAAUACCGCAAAGUAAUGAAACCCAUGUUGGAGCGCAAACGUCGGGCCCGCAUCAACAAGUGCCUGGAUGAGCUGAAAGAUUUGAUGGUGGCCACUUUGGAAUCAGAAGGUGAACAUGUGACACGUUUGGAGAAGGCUGACAUCUUGGAGCUGACUGUAACCCAUUUGCAAAAGAUGAAGCAACAACGCCAGGCCAAGGGUGCCUCCAAUACCAUGUCGCAAUCGGAAGGUUUCCGCUCUGGCUACAUUCAUGCAGUAAAUGAAGUUUCCCGCUCCUUAUCGGAAUUGCCAGGAGUAAAUGUCAGCCUAGGCACUCAAUUAAUGACUCACUUGGGCCAAAGACUUAACCAACUGCAGCCACCUGUAAAGCCUGCAUUGCCUUUGAGCACACCUCUGUCAGUGCAGAUAGCAGCCCCCAGCUUCAAAGGCCAGCAAUACACUGUGCCCAUUUCUCCAGUGUCCAGCUACAGCAGCAGUCCCAACUCCAGUGUAAGCAGUGAGAAGCAUGCCCACUCGCUGUUGACCACUUGCCCCAGCACUCCCAGCAUUGAUGUGACCAGCAUUGAUGUGGACGAAGAGGAUGAGGAAAAUGUAUGGCGUCCUUGGUAAAUCAGCCCUGCCAGCACAGCACCUUUGUACAAGUCUUCCAGAAAUGUUGCCAACCCAGAAACCUAAGACAGGUUGAAUGGACAGCAGCCCCCAAAAAAAGCUUUAAAUAAAUGAGAGAGCAUUGAAUGAUGAAAGCCGGUCCAAACUUUCAAAACCCACUCAUUCUUAAAUUUAGGAUUUUUAGUGUUUAAGACCAUUAUCAUGUGAUAGAAUUUAGUAAAAACAAACACCCUCACC